Gloeophyllum trabeum ATCC 11539 is the source of this 4488-nucleotide messenger RNA. Its product is annotated as phosphoribosylformylglycinamidin. Gene Ontology annotation, biological process: 'de novo' IMP biosynthetic process. The transcript has 3 exons. Gene Ontology annotation, molecular function: phosphoribosylformylglycinamidine synthase activity. The coding region runs from base 200 to 4354 and encodes 1384 amino acids. NCBI's taxonomy places the organism in Eukaryota, Fungi, Basidiomycota, Agaricomycetes, Gloeophyllales, Gloeophyllaceae. The record is from RefSeq and is a predicted model, not a curated record.
UCAUCCGAAUCGCUGCUAGGAGCUCCCCAAUCUUCGGCUUUCCUCAAGGACCCAAGUCAGCGGACGACUCGCUACAGAGGGCACGGAGGGGUUUCUUCCUGACAGCAAUCCGAAGCUCUUGAUCCCGGGACUCAACGUGUUACACCGGGAGGAAAUCCUGGAAAGAAGGUGAUUUAGGGAAGCAGCUUGGAGCGAGAAUAUGCUGUCUAUCCUGGGAUCGUCUGCGGUUUCGCCGUCCAGGCGUGAUACGCUGCUGGAGGCCGUACAAAAGUUCUGCCCUCGGAUCAAUUCUCUCGAUGCUGUAUAUGUCCACCUGGUCGAUAGUACCUCGCCCGAAGCUGAAGCUGAGCUGGCAAGUCCUGAUUCCGCGGCCCGCAAAAUCCUGGAUCAAUUGCUCAAUUAUGGCGACGCGAUCACCCUGCUUUCCACCACGAAAGUCAUCCAUUCAGGGUCCAAUGUGGCAUACGUAGUCCCCCGAGCUGGAUCCAUUUCCCCAUGGUCAAGCAAAGCCACCGACAUUGCGCAUUUGUGUAACCUAGGUCAGCACGUACAGCGGAUCGAGCGAGGCUACGUAUACGCGUUCACCACCACGGACGGCUCCACACUGUCUCUUUCAGACAUCGCCUCUUUCUCUAACCUGAUCCAUGACCGAAUGACUCAGACGGUCCAAUUGACUUUACCAGAGCCGACCACAAUGUUCGCCCAUUCAUCGCCUGCUCCUUUAAGGAUAGUCGAACUGCAGGAUACAACGACCACGUCCUCUGCCUCAUACGAAGAUGCUCGCCAGAAACUCGUCACUGCCAACACAAGACUCGGCCUUGCUCUAGCUCAGGACGAAAUCAACUACCUGGUAUCCGCCUUCCUUUCCUCUUCCCCAAAGCGUAACCCCACCGAUGCCGAGCUUUUCAUGUUCGCGCAAGUCAACUCUGAGCACUGCAGACAUAAAAUAUUUAACGCGUUCUGGACUAUCGACUCUCAGCCGAAGCCAAACAGCCUCUUCCAGAUGAUUCGCAACACCGAGAAGGCGAUCAGCGGCUUCUACACUAUCUCUGCCUAUUCUGACAACGCUGCUGUAUUCACCGGUCAUAGCCAGAUCCCUCGGUUCGGCGUGUCCAACGAGUCCAAUCCAGGAUGCUCGAGUGUGUACCAGACCAGCGUGGAGGAUGCUCCGAUCUUGUGUAAAGUCGAGACCCAUAACCACCCUACAGCAGUCUCUCCUUUCCCAGGUGCUGCCACCGGCUCUGGCGGAGAGAUCAGAGACGAGGGUGCGGUUGGUAGGGGAUCAAAACCUAAGGCCGGCCUAACCGGGUUCACCGUGAGCAAUCUACUCAUCCCGGGAUUCCUCAGGGAAUGGGAGACCAACGGAUCAGAGAACCAAGGUGCAGAUUCAGUCGAUGGUAUUGGCAAGCCUGAAGACGUUGCGAGUGCCUUGGACAUCAUGAUCGAAGGCCCCCUUGGUGCCUGCGGGUUCAACAACGAGUACGGUCGGCCGGGCUUGGCUGGGUACUUCCGUACCUUCCUGCAGCGCGUUCCCGGUGCCAAGGGCGAGGAGAUCCGCGGCUAUCACAAACCUAUAAUGCUCGCUGGCGGGUACGGCCACGUCCGUCCGUACUUCGCGUUGAAGUCGAAGAUCCCUGUCGGCGCAAAGCUGGUAGUACUCGGCGGGCCGGGUCUAUUGAUUGGCUUGGGUGGCGGCGCUGCGAGUAGCCGUAAGAGUGGCGAGGGCAGUCGUGAUCUGGACUUUGCGUCGGUGCAGCGGGACAACGCUGAGAUGGAGAGGAGGUGCCAGGAGGUGAUCGAUUCGUGCGUGAACCUCGGAGCUGCUGGCAACCCGAUAACGAGUAUCCACGACGUUGGCGCCGGCGGCUUGUCCAACGCUCUACCGGAGUUGGUCCACGACUCUGGACUGGGAGCAAAGAUUGAGAUUCGGGACGUGCCUGUCGCGGAUACCUCGAUGUCGCCAAUGGAGAUAUGGUGCAAUGAGUCACAGGAACGUUAUGUCCUAGCCGUUAGUCCUGAGUCUGGAAUGGAGGAGACUUUCAAGAGCAUAUGCGAUCGGGAACGCUGCCCGUUCGGCAUCGUGGGUGAGGCCACCGCUGAAGAAAUACUGAUUGUCAGUGAUAGGCUACUGGGCCAGGACGUCGUGAGGCUCAAGAUGGAGAUGCUGUUCGGGAAGCCGCCGAAGAUGCACAGGACCGACGAGACGCAGUCCGUGUCAUUCGUCCCGUUUGACGUUUCGCUGAGCAAGUACCUGCCUGCGUUAUCACUCCAAGAGCGCAUUGCCGCUGCCGUCGACAGGGUCCUCCACCUCCCGGCAGUCGCUUCCAAAUCUUUCUUGAUCACCAUCGGAGACCGUACUAUUACUGGUCUGGUAACGCGCGACCAGAUGGUUGGACCAUACCAGGUGCCGGUGGCUGAUUGUGCUGUGACGAGAGCUACCUACGGCUUCGGCGUCAAGCGCGGAGAAGCCAUGGCUAUGGGAGAGAGACCUCCUAUUGCUUUGAUUAAUCCUGCAGCUAGCGCGAAAAUGGCCGUCGCUGAGUCGCUGAUGAACCUCUCCGCCUCGUACGUCGGGACCGGAUCUGCUUCAAACACCAACGCCUUGAGUAGGGUGAAGCUCAGUGCGAACUGGAUGUGCGCCGCUGGAAAGUGUGGUGAGGGGAAGGCCCUAUACGAGGCUGUCCAAGCUAUCGGCAUGGACUUAUGUCCGGCUCUGGGUGUCGGUAUCCCAGUCGGUAAGGACUCCAUGUCUAUGGCGAUGAAAUGGAAGGACGGGAAGAGCGGCGAAGAUAGAGAAGUCUCUGCGCCCGUUUCAGUCGUGAUCAGCGCGUUCGCGGCGGUUGAGGACGUCGAGAAGACUUGGACCCCUGAAUUGAAGGUAGCGAACGGUCAGCAAACGAUGUUGGUCUUCUUCGACUUGGCCGGCGGAAAGCAAAGGCUCGGUGGCAGCGCGCUAGCUCAAGUGUUCAGCGAGAUUGGCGAUGUUGUCCCCGACGUGGAGGAUGCGUCGGUCCUCAGAGCAUUCUUAAACGGUUGCCAGUCGGUGAGGAAGGCUGCACCGGACGCCGUAUUAGCGUAUCAUGAUAGAUCCGACGGCGGGUUGUUCACCACUAUCACAGAGAUGGCCUUCGCGGGUCGCGUAGGAGUGGAAGUCAACCUUGACUCUUUCAUCCACGACAAAAAGGACUUUGUUUCGGCGCUCUUCAAUGAAGAACUCGGCGCGGUCAUGCAGGUCCACCAGAGGCACCUUGGCGACGUCAGCAACGCCUUCGUUCGCGCAGGUUUCCCUUCAUCGUAUAUCCACGUUAUUGGGCACGUCAACUUCCAGCCAGGGGACCAAACUAUCAGCUUCAUCCACAAGUCCGAGGUUGUCUUUGAGAGCUCGAGGCCUCAGCUGCAGGCUGCCUGGGCUGAGACAUCUUACCGCAUGCAGUCAUUGCGGGACAAUCCGGAAGGUUCAGGGCAGGAGUAUUCGCUCAUAAAGGAUGAGACCUACCGGGGAAUUUACUACGACCUCACGUUCACCUAUGAGCCGGCCCCGUCGUUCUCCAGCCGGCCAAAGGUCGCGAUCCUACGGGAGCAAGGCGUGAACGGACAUAUCGAGAUGGCGUGGGCGUUCACUGCUGCAGGCUUCGACGCUGUGGACGUCCACAUGUCGGACAUCCUCUCCGGCUCGACGAGCCUCGCCGAUUUCCGUGGCCUCGCAGCGUGUGGAGGGUUUUCGUACGGUGACGUACUUGGAGCUGGACGGGGCUGGGCGAAGUCAGUCUUGCUUCACGACCGGACGAGGAAGGAAUUUUCAGAGUUCUUCGCAAGGAAGGAUACGUUCACCCUGGCGGUGUGCAAUGGUUGCCAGUUCUUGAGCGCGUUGAAAGAGAUCGUGCCUGGUGCGCAGGAUUGGCCGGAGUUCAAGGUAAAUAAGAGCGAGAGGUUCGAGGGAAGGGUGUGUAUAGUGGAGGUUGAUGACGGGGCGGUGACCAAGUCCUCGGUCUUCUUGCGGGAAAUGAUCGGGUCUUUCCUCCCUAUCGCCGUGGCACACGGAGAAGGCAGGGCAACAUUCACUACUCAGGGUCAGCAGCGGUCCCUCGAGAUGCAAGGUCUGGUUGGCUUGCGGUACGUCGACUCGCAGAAGCAGCCGACGGAGAUGUAUCCGCUUAACCCUAAUGGGAGUCCCGCGGGCAUUACGGGCGUUCAAACGCCGGAUGGGAGGGUGCUUGCGUUGAUGCCUCACCCGGAACGUGUCGUGACGUUGGAGAGCAAUAGCUGGUAUCCCCCGGAAAUCAAGGAUGCGUGGAAUGGUACUGGUCCAUGGUUCAGAUUGUUCCAAAGUGCGCGAAAAUGGUGUGCAGAGUAAAAUCUGAGACGUAUGAUUUGUUGCGAGUUUCAAUGAAGUCGGGCCUUAUGGGUAGAAAAAUAAGUAAUGUAGCGAUAGAAUCACUGUAUUCUGCUUAUAUUGACACAACCUGUUAUAUCAGUGGAAGUUUUGAG